AUGCCAGUCUACUUGCUUCACGGCUUCCGCUGGCCACGCGCGGGCUUCACAGGAAUCCGCGUCUACAUUGUUAUCCACGACCUCGAAGAUGCGGCUGCAGAAUACAUCCAACAACAAACCACAUCGCAACUUUUGCUUGAAACCCUGCAUCGCACAGAACCCGACAUCAUGGCUCGACUCCCUGGGCUGCGAUUCAUAGAGCAGUACGAUCCCGAAGACACCGCCGGCGAAAACGCGGUGAGCCAGCCGUUCGCUUAUGUGGCCGAUAAAGUAAUUACGAUACCCGACGAGGCAGCCGCAGACAACGCGGCGGAUCUAAGCAUCAAUAUUGAAGAGACGCUCAAGCGUCAUCAGGAGCAAGGGUACGCAGCGGCGAUUACGGAUUUACGGGAUAAACUGGCUCCUGAAGAGAAGGUAGGGUGGUGGAUGGUCUACAACGGAGAUCCAGAGAGAGGGUAUCCUGAGAGUGAAGACGAGGAUGAUUACGACGACGACUAUGACGACGACUAUGACACCAGCUACAUGGACUUUGAAAGCGAAGAUGGUGACGGUAAUAGUGGCGUCUACCAUGAGAGGAUGGUGAGUACUACUAGUGACAUGAGCGGCGCUGAUAAUACUGCCCUGGCCGAUGAUGCCAGUAGUCGUGGAAGAUCGAGGGCCAAAUCGAACACAGUGUCACAGUUGAGUUUGAGCCGUUUCUUCCGCAGAAGGCAUCCGCAAUAA
Messenger RNA from Monascus purpureus, 723 nucleotides. The record is from the annotation of a GenBank genome assembly. Lineage: Eukaryota; Fungi; Ascomycota; Eurotiomycetes; Eurotiales; Aspergillaceae.